Molecule: messenger RNA, 1089 nt
Organism: Scophthalmus maximus (turbot)
Lineage: Eukaryota; Metazoa; Chordata; Actinopteri; Pleuronectiformes; Scophthalmidae
Exons: 4
Coding region: 259-663 (134 amino acids)
Source: RefSeq, a predicted model, not a curated record
ACCCUCGUGUGUCAGAGACUGUGAGAAGUGUGUGUAUGCAUGUGGGCAUGUUUGUGAGUGUGUGUGACUGUGUGUACCUGAGAAACCCCUGUGGGUGGACAUGCUCAGCACUGUGUGCCAUUUUCCUUCCCCUGGGCAGCACUUUGUUGCAUUUCUUGAUUGCUGUUGCUGUCUUUCCAUCAGCGGGACUGAGGAAAGCAUCUGAACACGAGGCUAACACUAAGGAUUAAUAGAGAAACCGAAGGAACAGUGGACAAGAUGUUGAUCACCAUGCUAACAGCCAUGUACAUGAUGGUCAAAGUCGUAGAAUCGAUAGGGGUACGGUUUGCACGAGAAGAGGACCCCCUGCCGUACAUGGUGUCCCAGCCUUUGCCCUGGCAGGUUCACUCAGUGUCACACAGUAGGAGGAGCAGCAAAGCAGAGGAGUUUGAAGGCCUCAGGAGGAACAGCAUAGGCGUGUAUAGAAAGAACUAUGUCUCCAUGGCUAUUGCCUCUACCUCUCUGGCUAUCCCAUGUGUCCUGUCGUGCUCAGACUCCAACGCCAGCAAUGGGACUGCUCACGCUGUUCCUCCACUCAGCCCCGUUGAAGUUGAGAAGGCCGCUGCUACCAUCCAGACCCAUUUCAGGAAGUUCCAACAGAAGAAACAGAAGAAUGGCAAGUAGAUGGACAGAGAGCGAUGGUGGUACAGGUGCAGCAAGCCUGAGACAACAGAAAGCAGGUGGGACAUGUGUCGACAAAGGACGGAUGAACUCUGCGAAGACGCGCACAAUUGCACAUGUACACACAAAUGUAUUCAAAUUGUAUGAUUAACAGGAAGUAGAGCUCCUGAAUUAGUGACACAGUAUAAAAAAAACAUGCAUUAUAGCCUCAAAGAGCUGCUUGUAAAUCCCAAUUUAAAACUCUAUGUGAAUGAUAUAAAGUAUGUGAGUAUACUCUAUGAAUGGCAGUUUCCAUGUGCUGUGAUAACAGUGUGAGAGUGUGUGAGCGACUAUGAGUAUGAUGUAAUGUAUAUAUGAACAGUGUUUUGAUUAAAUAAUUAUGGAAAAAUAUAAUUUGUUACCUUGUAACAUUAAAUUCAAUGAACUCCA